GAUAGUAUUUUUGAAAAAAUGUUUUCAUGCUCUUCUGCUUUUGCAGAUAAUCAUUAUCUUGUGUAUCCUUUUAAAUUGCUGUGUAGAUAUAGUAUACUAUAUAUUGUAGGCAUAUUUGUAUUAGUCUUCAGUCCACAUACAGUUUUUUUUUUAAAGCUAGAGCCUUUGAAUGUUUUUUUUGAUUACAGUACUUUUCUGCAGCUCCUGCUGCUUUAUACAGUACAGCUGCUCCUACAGGGGUAAAUAAAGUAUGUAUUGAUUGACUGUAAAUGCCAAGCUCGCACCCCAUUAUUUUAGCGUCAGUUAGACUUUUUUUAUAAUGUUUUGCUGUGCUUUAUCUUAUUCAAGCAUCGACUGCGUGCUGGAAGAAGUAGUCGGAUUAUUUACUUCGGUAUAAGUAGUAAUACCGAAGUUUGGAAAUACUCUAAGUCAGUUCUGCUGACAUGUUACAGGACUGCCAUUUAGUCGACUGAGUUGGAGCUCAUUUUAACUCCUCUAUAUACUGCUUUGGGCCCUGAAGUCUCACAUAGAGCAUUAUCCUGUGAGCAGAUCAUACGAUUUUUGGAUGUAUUGUCUGACUGCAAUGUAAUUAGUAACUAAAGCAGUCAGAUAACUGUCUUUGAGUACAAGUAUAAAGUAACAGAAAAGUACCUCAAAAUUUUACUUAAGUACAGGGCUGAAGUGAAUGUACUCAGUUGAUUUCCAUCACAUUCUAGUUUGUACUGAAUUUGCAGUAAAAUCAUCGUGGUUUUGGCUGUUGGGGUAAAGUUUAGACCUCUGUUUAUUUUUCUCAACUGAACUUCCUAAAGUUUGAUAUAAAUGCCCAUGAACAAAAGUAACUGUGAGGAAUGCCUCUUUUAGAAAGCUCUAGUGUUGCUCUUAAUCAUCACAGUUGGCACUAACAGACACACUGAGGGAUGUGGGAGGUAUUUUGAGUGAUGAAAAGUCAGCAGCCCCGUGGAGUUUUUCUUUACCCUAAAACACUUCAAAUCGCACUGUUUACAUAUGUUUCAUUUUAGCAGCGGGUUUCUAAGCUUUAAGAAACCACCGCCCUGUGAAAAGAAAAGGAGUCAGAAAAGCUCUCAGGCAUGAGAAAGACAGGAGAAAUCCCUGUAUGAUUCGGCGAGUGUAACACAAAUUAAUCUGAUUAAAGAAUUACUGCAUUCCACGGCUGAGUCUCGCAUAAUCAUCCAGGCAAAAAUGCAGGUUUACAAUGUUGUAAUGUUGAAAGUUCAGCUUCCCUGGGGUAAUUUAUGCUUCUACUAGCAUACAAAACUGUAACCCUCCUUUAAAAAUGCCAUCCCCUAAUUACAAAUCAAUUAUACCCGACACACAGAGCUUUCUUGGUAUCCAAUGACGGCCUCCCUCUAGGGAGUUCACACACAGGCAAUCAGGUUUGGCAGGACUGGUUAAUGAGUGACUAGACUUGGUAGAGGGCAGGUACACUUUACACUUUCAGAGAGGAUCUAAAUGUGGGGACAUGUCACCUAAAUUAAACUGCGGAUAAUCCAAAGAUACUUCAGCCUGGACUGAAAACAUUGGAUGGUGUGCCAUAUUUUUGAAAAACCGACAACACACGGCUGAUUGUAUUCUCCUCUCCAUGGUUCCAGAGAUGAGAUCACAUCCAUAAUCGAGCUCGGACAAUCAGCCGACCCUGAUUGGACUCUCUUCCUCUCGACGAGUUGCUGCCUGCAGCCGCGGUGGGAGCCGGAGUCGCCAUGGAGACGGUGGUGAUCGUGGCCAUUGGGGUGUUGGCCACCAUUUUCCUGGCCUCCUUCAUAGCCCUGGUGGUGGUGUGCAGACACCGCUACUGCCACCCGCACGACUUGCUGCACCACUUCGACUCCAAACCCACGGUUGAUCUGAUCGGAGCCAUGGAGACUCAGAGUGAACCGUCGGAGCUGGAGCUGGACGAUGUGGUCAUCACCAACCCUCACAUCGAGGCCAUCCUGGAGAACGAGGACUGGAUAGAAGAUGCCUCGGGUCUGGUCUCUCACUGCAUCUCCAUCUUAAAGAUCUGCCACACUUUGACUGAGAAGCUGGUUGCCAUGACGAUGGGCUCAGGGGCAAAGGUCAAAGCACCAGCCAGCCUGAGUGACAUCAUUACUGUGGCGAAACGCAUCAGCCCGAGGGUGGACGACGUGGUCCGAUCCAUGUACCCGCCUCUGGAUCCGAUCCUCCUGGACGCCAGGGCCACUGCACUGCUCCUUUCAGUCAGCCACCUGGUGCUGGUCACCCGCAACGCCUGUCACAUGUCCGGCAGCAUGGACUGGAUCGACCAGUCGCUCCACGCGGCCGAAGAUCACAUGGUGGUUUUGCGUGAGGCGGCGCUGGCCUCUGAACCGGAACGAGGCAUACCUGGAGCUGACGCACAGAGAGAACAGGCCAUUUAGGGCAACCGCAGACACUGACCCAAUCAAGCGUUAGCGGAGGGGCGGGGAAACGUGUCCAUCUUGUCCUUGGGCUGCGUUCUUUUUCUCAAUUCUGUACUCGGUUGAUACUUAACGGGCACAUAUUCUGCCAGUGUUGAAAAGGCACACUUCCCAAACUCGUCAUCUAGUCCAAAUUAGUGAGGACUUCUGUUCAGUAAAUGGGCCGUGCUGAUGGAUGCAGGGACUUGACUCUAUCCCUCACUUAAAAAAAACAAAACAACCAUUUUCAACCAAUUAUUUUUGUAUCCUAUUUGCAACAAAGAGUGCUGGCGAUUACCUUGCAUUCACUACAGCUACAUAGUAAUUGCUGUAAAGUACAUGUCACACAUUCAGAGAUGGUUUUUUGUUUUUUUUUGUUUUUGUAUGUAACCCUAAAGCAGAUCUUUUUAGAGUUGGUCUGUCAAAGAUGUAAGCUGCCUGCAAGUGAAAGGCAUUUGGAAAUUUCUUCUUGAGUGCGCCAUCACCCAGCAGUGGCUCUAAAUCCAAUCUCUCCAGCACUGCACAGUCACAUGUAGGCUUAGUCAGCUAAUCCAUUCUGAGGAAAAUAACACCCAGUUAGCCAGUGAGCUCCAACUCAGUGGACCAAUGGAGGGCUAACCUGACUUAUUUACAAUCUGUGGGGUCAGCGUGACUUGUGGAUGUUCAAAAAACAUCCCUCAGAUACCCUCAGGCUGCUAGAAAUCACCCGGCUGUGGGCUUUUCUCUUUGCAGCUGAAGAGACCAGCAGCACUAGUUUUAGCCACAUCAGCAUCAUCGGAGUAAAUGUUUUUCCCAGUUGAGUAAUGCCCUUUUGUCCCAUCGCUGUAUCGUAUCAUGAUCUAUUGAGGCUGUUAAACAUCUGAGAACCUGGUAUCUCUUCCUCUUGAAAGUUAUUAGCCAUGCUAGCAGCAUGCCUGGGAGAGCCAGCCCGGCACUUUCGUCCAGAAUAGAAUAUCUCAACAUCUACUGGAUGGAUUGGUACAAAAGCUUCGACAGACGCUCAUGGUUCCCGAACGAUGAAUCCUAAUGACUUUGGUUUCCCAGCCCCAACAACUUGGAUAGCCAGGAAAUAGUACUGGUUCUAGAUUGAUUGGCACAAAAAUAGAUAUUCAUAAAAAGGCGGAUAUGUACGUUCCCUCUGAGGAUGAAUUAUAAUGACCUUGGUGAUCAAUUACCUUUUUGUCUAGGUCCAUCAUCAGGUCAAAAUUUUUAACUUGUCCCAUACUCUAGUAGUUUAUUAUCGUGGCUGUGGACUCUUGUUUUUCCCCUGUCUGAUUUUUCCAAAAGUCAGGGCAAGACAGUGAAUGCUAAAAAGAAACACUUGCUCUUUAAAUCAGACCCCAAAAUGUUUUGUUUUUUUUUAAAUUGAAAAGUAGCUAUCAACUUCAGCUGUAUCUCAUGUUCCUAUCUACAUCUGACCAGGGACAAAAAAAAAAAA
Molecule: messenger RNA, 3849 nt
Organism: Xiphias gladius (swordfish)
Lineage: Eukaryota; Metazoa; Chordata; Actinopteri; Istiophoriformes; Xiphiidae
Gene: tmem98
Product: transmembrane protein 98
Exons: 8
Coding region: 1719-2393 (224 amino acids)
Cellular component (GO): endoplasmic reticulum
Source: RefSeq, a predicted model, not a curated record